UAGGAGAAUAGGUAGAAUGGACAUAUGCACUUUCCUUCUCUUCAAUGCACCGCAAGCACCACUUGCCUUCAGAUGGGAAGUACCCGUAUAUAUAAUAUAUACCUCUUAUCUAAAGUUACCUAACCUAAUAUAUAUCAAUAUAUCAUAAACGCUAUGGACGCAUUUACAUCCAUAUCCGCAUCCACAUCCACAUCCACGUCCACAUCCACACCCACAUCCACAUUUACAUACCUCACGCGCACACGCACACGCACAUACACAUACACUUCAAUACUCAUAUGAGAUCAGUAAAAGCAAUGGUAGGUAGCUACCUUUAAUCUAGACUAGGUAUAUGUACCUAUUGUAUUGUACCUAGUUAGCUAUCGGCACAAGCUUCGAAGCUACCUACCUAACAGGACAUCCACCAAUUCCCCUCGUCAACUUCACAUCAAAGGUGAAUAACCGCCCCGUAUUUAUAUGGUUAUAGGUACCUAUAUUUCACCUCAGUCAAUCGCCUCUAAUAUAGUAUUUUCUUCGCCAUGGAUCCUAAUGCCUUCUCUUUCCGAGGACGCAAAGAUUCUAAGGAAACGAGCAUCUCACCGCCACCCCCUCAACGGACAGCUUCUUCCUCGAGUGUUCACAAAUCUAGCCAUGUCCUAGGUCACAGCCAUCGCUCAAGCCUCGCGGAGAACUUGAGGGGUCUGCCGCCGUCCCCGCGAAAUCAGCGACAUCCGUCUUUCACCCAGGCCGCCCUUCAAGAAUUGCUCAAUCACCCGCCGGCUCCGAAACAGCAGAACCCUCGCUUCGCCGGGAGGGACUGGCGCGAUGUCGCAAUCGGGGAGCUCGUGUCCAAAGAUGACGUUUCCUGGGUGGAAAUGGAUACCAGCGUGCAGGAUGCCACAAUGGCCCUUCUCAAGAAUACAUCGAGCAACGUCGUCAUUAUCCGGGAGAACGCCACCAGUACCGUUCCAAUCUCCACAUUCGAUUAUAACGACUUAAACGCCUACAUCCUGGUCGUGGUCGGUUUAGCGCAUCCGACUGACGAUCUGGUGGAAUUGUACGAUUCGAUAGCGAAAAGAGCACAGGCCCGGGAUAACAUCCCGCUCCGCGACAUCCAGCCAAUCUGUCGGAAAGAAUCCCUGAUCACAUUGCAGGGAGAUGAAGACCUGGCAAAGGCGAUUGAGGUCUUCGGCAGCGGUGUACACCGGGUCCUUGUCCGCAAUCACAAUGCCGAGCUGAUCGGCAUUCUAAGCCAGCUGGAGCUUUUGGAAUUCUUCUGGAACGAAGGCAUUAACUUCCGCGUCAUCGACGAUCUUUAUCCCAAGCUUCUACGCGAAGUCAGCAUCGGCUCCCAACAGAUACUAGCUGUCAAUGCAGACAGUCCAUUGACGGAAGCUCUCAAUCUAAUGAAUCAGGAGGGUCUAUCAAGUGUGGCUGUAGUUGAUAACGCUUUGAACGUCGUCGGCAAUAUUUCCACGGCCGAUGUUAAACUUCUUACCAACUCAACUAGCCUCCCGUUACUACAAAGUUCGUGCAUGCACUUCAUAUCAGUUAUCUUGACCGAGGAUGGGGUAGAGAAAGGCAAGGAUUCGUUCCCUGUCUUCUACGUUAACCCUUACUCGACGCUCGCACACACGGUGGCCAAACUAGUUGCUACUCGUUCGCACAGGAUGUGGAUCGUGGAAUCUGCGUCUCCAUCUCCUUCGGCCCCGGGAACUCCUUCGUUAGGUCCCACCGUGUUCGUCCCGACGCCGUCUUCUUCGCAGACUUCUCUUACCGGUACUCAUUUCCCUUCGGUCCCUCCAGCAUCCACCCUACCCGGAUCUCACUUGUCUGGGCGUUUGAUCGGUGUUGUUACCUUAACGGAUAUUCUCAACCUCUUUGCAAAGUCAACGGGACUGAAUCCCACAGAUCCGAGCGAGCAGCGAGCACGUAGACGUAGGAGCUCGAGCAGUUCUGUGCGCCCGUCCAUCGAGUCUGCCCGUGCUAGUCUUGAUAUUCGGCGAUAGGGGAACAUCCAGCUAUGGUAGUGCGCGUUGUGAGGUUUAAAAGCUCAGGGGCUCGGGUUUAUUAUGACAACGAUCUUACAUAUUACGCUGUUCGGCUAUGGUUGUUGCUCUUAUCAUAUUGCAAUGAUAUUCGAUAUUUGAGUUUUCUCACCCGUCUUCAUAUUAGCAGUAGAGUGGGUGGUUUGUUGCUGAUACUUCAACUGCGCGACGUUUUUUAUUUAUUCACGGCGCAGGCAAUGACACUAAUGAGACAAUUUCCUUUGGGGGAGCUGGUAGAGUGGACUUGCUCUCCGCUCCCGUCCUCACGAAACCAUGGUCGGAGUUCUUUGGAUACAUUCGAAUAUUCUUAGCUCAUGCUUACUUUACUUUACGUCCCCCAUUACUAUUAGUUACUACGCAACGAUAAUUACCAGUUAGGGAUUAAAAAAAUUGGCUCCGAAUGAAUAUAUGUAGGGGCACUUGUUUGAUGA
This is a messenger RNA of Daldinia caldariorum, 2458 nucleotides long. RefSeq lists its product as uncharacterized. The record is from RefSeq and is a predicted model, not a curated record. The transcript has 3 exons. The coding region runs from base 519 to 1988 and encodes 489 amino acids. Gene Ontology annotation, biological process: cellular response to glucose starvation; regulation of mitotic metaphase/anaphase transition. NCBI's taxonomy places the organism in Eukaryota, Fungi, Ascomycota, Sordariomycetes, Xylariales, Hypoxylaceae. Gene Ontology annotation, molecular function: protein serine/threonine phosphatase inhibitor activity.